Rotaria sp. Silwood1 is the source of this 1656-nucleotide messenger RNA. The record is from the annotation of a GenBank genome assembly. NCBI's taxonomy places the organism in Eukaryota, Metazoa, Rotifera, Eurotatoria, Philodinida, Philodinidae.
AUGAAUGUUGAAAUAAAUUCGGAUAAUUAUUUAGAUGAUGAUGUUGAAUUAACAUCUGAAACAGAUCAAGGUGGUAUUGUCAUACCUAAGCAAACUUGUGAACAUGUUCAAUAUGUAGAAUUACUUGAAAAAUUAAAUCAUAUUAAUAAAAUACAAUGUAUCGAUUGUGAAAGUACGAAUGAAAAUUGGUUAUGUUUAUCAUGUGAAGAAAUUCAUUGUAGUCGUUAUAUAAACAAUCAUGGAGAAGAACAUUGGUUAUUUACAUUACUUACAGAUGGACAUUAUAAUAUUGGUCAUUGUUUAACAAUAAGUCUUCAAGAUUUAUCUGUUUGGUGUUAUCCAUGUAAAUCCUAUGUAAAAAAUAUUCGUCUUAAUCCAUUAAUAAAACAUCUUGAAUCAAUUAAAUUUGGUUUAUUAUCAACGAAUGAAAAUGAGAAUCAACUUCAUUCAAAUACAAUUAAUAAAUUAGUCAUAAAAGAAAACAUUCAAAAUCCAUCAACAAUAAUUGCUAUACAAGAUCCUUUAUUGUCAGAUGAACUUGAAAAAACUGAUCUUUUAUCUUAUUGUUAUACAAUUAAAAUUCGUUCAGCAUCUAUUGAUGAACUUGUAUGCUUACAUUCAAGCGAUUAUGUUAAUAUGAUUGUAUCAGCUGAAAAAAAUCAUAAAAAUACUUCCAAUAAUCAAUUUCACAUAGAAUAUAAUGAAACAGCUUUUUCUAAUGCACGCUUAAGUGCUGGAAUAACAAUUGAUGUUAUACAAAAUGUUCUUGAUAAACAUAUAAAUGGUUUUAUACUUACAACAUCACCUGGUCAUCGUGCAUUACGUGAUCAUGGCAAUGGAACAUCUAUAUAUAAUAAUAUAGCAUUAGGAAUAAAUUCUAUUCUUAUGAAAAAAAUAAAACCUAAUAAACGAAAAAAUUCAUUAACAUUAAUUGAUUCAAGAAUUCGUUCAGAUAUACAAGAUGCAACACCUAUUGAAAAUGCUAUUUGUCAUAUGAUACAUGUAUUAACUCCAGCAUCAAUAAUUGAUUAUCCAAUGAAUUCUAACAUGUCAACAGUUACAGAUAAUAAUAAUAAUAAUAAAAUUCAAAUUGAACAUGUACUUAUUAUUGAUCUAACAUGUGAACAUGGUGGUGGAAUUCAAUCAAUUUAUUAUGAAUCUGAUCAGGUUUUUUAUAUAUCAAUACAUAAUGAAAAUCAUGAACAUAAAUCAAGUUAUCAUGAAUGUGGAAAAAAUGAUGGAUUAGGUUAUACUAUGAAUAUUCCUUUAGCAUCAAUAGAUACAAUUAAUGAUACAGAUUAUAUUUGUAUUAUCAAUGAACUUGUUUUACCUAUUACAAAAAUAUUUAAACCAGAAUUAAUUAUUGUUUGUGUUGAUUUUCAUAUUCAACAAUUAACAGAACUAUGUUAUGCUUGGAUUAUUGAACAAUUAAGUAUGAUUAGCAGUAGUAACCUUGUUGUUGCUCUUGAUGGUAAUUUAUCUUGUAUAUCUUCAAGAACAUCUUAUAUUCAAACUAUACUUUCUGUUCUUAUUGGCAAAUUAUCAUUAAUUAAUAAUGACAAAUGGAAAAAUAAUACUGAUGUAAAUAGUGAUGUUCGUAAAAAAAUUGAUCUUGUCAAACAAGAACAUAAAAAAUAUUGGUCUUGUUUUGAAUAG